AUGAAUUACGGUCAUCAGCAUCCCAAUGGCGGCUACCACCCCAUGCCUCCUGGACAUCCCGCGAACCAGAUGCCCCAGCUUCCUCCCAUGGGGUAUCCAGCACCAGCGCCUUUGCCAUCUAACAUGCCGCCCAAUAUGCCGCCCAACGGAAUGCCUAUGCAACAUCAACCUCAACAUCACCAACCGCCUCCGCCCCCUCCGGCUCAGGCACCCGUGCCAGCCUCUAUUUCAAAAACGGAUGAUUUGGGCAGGAAAUACGAGCUCGUCGUUGUGCAGCAGCCUCAGCGAGCGCGAAUGUGCGGGUUUGGUGACAAGGAUCGCCGGCCGAUUACCCCUCCUCCGUGUAUCAAAGUUGUCGUGCGAGAUGCGAAGACUGGCCAAGAAAUAAACCCAAACGAUAUCGAUUCGGCACAUUACAUUAUUCAGGUUGACUUGUGGUCAGAAGAUGGCACCCAGGAGGUGAACCUCGUUCGUCACUCUUCCAACACAGCAUCGAUAUCGACCACACAGCCUUACUCGUACACGGCGCUGCGCGAGGACCCCAUGAACCCGCCGCCAGCGCAGCCUUACCAAGAUAUGCAACCUUAUGGAUCAGCACCCAUGGGAUACGGCCAACAACCGCCACCGCCGCAGCCCCAACAGCACAUGAUGCCAAGCUACGGCAUGGCAGCUGGAUCCAACUAUCCUCAAUACCAGUCAACCAAUUCUCGGUUUGCGCCGGCAACUCAGUACUAUCCACAACAUGCCAACCCAGGCCCCGUGCCCUCGCAGGCGGAUAUGGCGUACGGCCACCGCCAGUCGCUAUCCAUGGCAGCGAGCCAACCCCAAGGAAUGUUUACAAGAAACAUCAUUGGAAGCGUCAGUUCUAGUGCCUUCCGCCUCAACGACGUAGACGAUCAAGUCGGUGUUUGGUUCAUCAUGCAAGACCUGAGUGUGAGAACCGAAGGCCACUUCAGAUUGCGCUUCUCAUUUGUCAACAUCGCGAAGCCCCCGGGCGCGACCAAUCCAAACGGAUCCAUGGUAAACCAGCACAAAGCCCCGAUUCUCGCUGCAACUUUCAGCGACGCUUUCCAGGUGUACUCGGCCAAAAAAUUCCCCGGUGUCUGCGAGAGUACUCCCCUCAGUAAAUGUUUCGCAACGCAGGGCAUCAAGAUCCCCAUCAGGAAGGAGGGUGCCGCAGACGGGAAGAAGGGCGGUGACGAUGACGACGAAGCCUAUCAGUAG
This is a messenger RNA of Colletotrichum tamarilloi, 1224 nucleotides long. RefSeq names its product developmental regulator VelB. The transcript is spliced from 6 exons. The record is from RefSeq and is a predicted model, not a curated record. Bases 1 to 1224 code for a protein of 407 amino acids. Lineage: Eukaryota; Fungi; Ascomycota; Sordariomycetes; Glomerellales; Glomerellaceae.